This is a messenger RNA of Protopolystoma xenopodis, 384 nucleotides long. NCBI's taxonomy places the organism in Eukaryota, Metazoa, Platyhelminthes, Monogenea, Polystomatidea, Polystomatidae. The record is from the annotation of a GenBank genome assembly.
AUGUGUAUUCGUCGUCUCUGCAUUCGUGAGUAUGCUAUUCUCCAGUUGAUCGUUAGGCGCUACGUCAAUGUGAGAAUCACUUGUGAGACCCAUUUUGUUUUGCUGAUCGGCCUAAUCAAGGCUUCACAGAAUUCAAAUUUCUACUACGAGCUGAUGAGUAUGCCAAUUGGGCGUCUUGAGCAGCUUGUGUUGAUUCAAGAGUUUCCACCUCUCUCUUCACUCAAGCAUGCUCCAUCUCUUCCAAUUGACUGCCAACUUGUCAGUUCUCUUAAGCAAGGCCUUAUCGAGGCUUUUAAGCAAGUGUACCGCAUCCGUACUUCACUUAGAACCUCAAAGAAAUCAUAUGAACCUGAGCCGAUAAGCCUGGCUGCUUUUGAGGAUUAG